AUGAAAGCCAACAUCGCCUCGGUGGCUGCGGCCAUCACCAUGGGCGCCUCCGUCGCCAUGGCCGCCCCGCAGAAGAUGGCCCGUGACAGCGUGACGCCCAUCACCGUCAAGGGCAACGCCUUCUUCCAGGGCGACCAGCGUUUCUACAUCCGCGGUGUCGACUACCAGCCCGGCGGUUCGUCCAACCUGGACGACCCGCUGGCCGAGCCCUCGACCUGCAAGCGCGACAUCGAGAAGUUCAAGGACCUGGGCCUCAACACCAUCCGCGUGUACUCGGUCGACAACUCCCAGGACCACGAUGAGUGCAUGAACGCCUUGGCCGACGCGGGCAUCUACGUCGUGCUGGACGUCAACACCCCCAAGUACUCCCUGAACCGGGCCGACCCCCAGUCCUCGUACAACGACGUGUAUCUGCAGAACGUCUUCGCGACCGUCGAGAUGUUCGCCAAGUACCCCAACACGCUGGCCUUCUUCUCCGGCAACGAGGUCAUCAACGACGGUCCUUCCUCCAAGGCGGCUCCGUACGUGAAGGCUGUCACUCGUGACAUUCGCCAGUACAUUCGUGCCCGCAAGCUUCGCGAGAUCCCGGUCGGAUACUCUGCGGCCGAUGUCGACACCAACCGCCUGCAAAUGGCCGAGUACAUGAACUGCGGGCCCGAUGAGGUGCGCAGCGACUUCUUCGCCUUCAACGACUACUCCUGGUGUGACCCGUCCUCCUUCACCCAGUCGGGCUGGGACCAGAAGGUGAAGAUGUUCAGCGGCUACGGCAUCCCGCUGUUCCUGUCCGAGUAUGGCUGCAACACGAACAAGCGUGAGUUCCAGGAGGUCGCCUCGCUCUACUCGACCGACAUGACUCCCGUGUACUCGGGCGGUCUGGUGUACGAGUACUCGGAGGAGGGAAGCAACUACGGUCUGGUGAAGAUCAACGGCAACAACGUCGAGGAGAAGCCCGACUACCAGGCGCUGAAGACGGCUCUCGCCAAGACCCCCAACCCGCAGGGCGACGGCGGCUACAACCAGACCGGUGGUGCCAGCGCUUGCCCGCCUGCUCAGCCUCCCAACUGGGCCGUCAGCAACGACGAUAUUCCUGCCAUGCCGGAGCCGGCCAAGAAGUACUUCACCCAGGGUGCCGGCAAGGGUCCUGGCUUCUCGGGCCCGGGCAGCCAGAACGCGGGCACGCCGUCCUCUGGCAUGGCGCCGGCCGGCUCUGGCACGAUCGUCGACACCUCUUCUGGCUCGAGCUCGACCAGCUCCAGCACUCCGUCGAAGGCAGCCGCUGCGGGACUGCGUGUGCCUGAGAUGACGCUGGUUCCGCUGUACUGCAGCCUGGCGGUGGUGCUGUCGUCGUUCUUUGGGGCGUCGCUGGUGAUGUUCUAA
This is a messenger RNA of Rasamsonia emersonii CBS 393.64, 1377 nucleotides long. RefSeq names its product 1,3-beta-glucanosyltransferase. The record is from RefSeq and is a predicted model, not a curated record. The coding region runs from base 1 to 1377 and encodes 458 amino acids. Lineage: Eukaryota; Fungi; Ascomycota; Eurotiomycetes; Eurotiales; Trichocomaceae. Gene Ontology annotation, biological process: fungal-type cell wall (1->3)-beta-D-glucan biosynthetic process. The transcript has 2 exons. Gene Ontology annotation, cellular component: cytoplasm; fungal-type cell wall. Gene Ontology annotation, molecular function: 1,3-beta-glucanosyltransferase activity.